AUGGACACGACAAUCAACACGCCUGAACCCGUCAAGCCACCGUCCAACGGCUUUUCAUCGACAACUUCCCAACAAGACAUGCGGACUCCUUUCAAAGUUGUCCCGGACAGAAACGGCUGCCGAUCAGUCAAAUCCAUUGUCGCCUGGCUAGAGUCCUCCUCCAAUAGUCAGCCAUGGUCCCCACGAACGAACACCGUUGACAUGACACGCGAUCUCUCCGCAGGCUCUGUAUCAACUUUCCAUGAGUUCCAGAGCCGCAGCCACAGUGCUUCUGGGGCAAGCGAUGUCGAAGAUUACUCGUUGACAUUUCUCAAGUACAAGAACUACUUCACAAACGCGCCCCUAGUGAGGUGCCUGGACCCCGAGAAGCCACCGUCAUCGGAACAUCAGAGACCAAACAUUUCGAUAGUCGGCUCUUCUUCUCGGCCAUCAGCACCCGACGUUUCAAGAGGGCCACAAGACGGCUCGAGGCACAGUAGGAAGGGGUCUGAAGCCAGAGAGCACGACGCCGCAAUGACGAAGUCGGGUGGCCGUGAAGUAGUUCCAUUCAUCCAGCGAGAUCCGGAAGAGGUGGGGACGUUUUAG
Molecule: messenger RNA, 585 nt
Organism: Metarhizium album ARSEF 1941
Lineage: Eukaryota; Fungi; Ascomycota; Sordariomycetes; Hypocreales; Clavicipitaceae
Exons: 1
Coding region: 1-585 (194 amino acids)
Source: RefSeq, a predicted model, not a curated record